Molecule: messenger RNA, 3087 nt
Organism: Closterium sp. Yama58-4
Lineage: Eukaryota; Viridiplantae; Streptophyta; Zygnematophyceae; Desmidiales; Closteriaceae
Source: the annotation of a GenBank genome assembly
AUGCUGUGUCUUGACGGCAAUGCCGGAGGCCUUCGGGCGUGUCGAGUGACAGUAAAGGUGGUGGCUAUAAAGGACGUGGGGUCGCUGAGCAACCCCGUGGUUCAAGUCGCCGUGGAAGACAGCUACUUUCGAACUUCAGACGUGCAGGAGAAGACAGAUGAGGGUUUGAUCACAUUCGACCAAGGCCACUCGUUCGACGUCAAGGAUGAAAAGUCGGCGGAGGUGCGCGUGGCGGUGGCGGGGAAGACAUCCAUGGGCAUGCGCAAGGUGUUGGGGUCUAUCAAGCCGCUGCACGUCUCUGACCUGCUCGAAACGGACCCUGACCGCACACUGGAGCCUGAGUGGUACGAGGUCGUGGCCAAGGAGGGCAAGAAGUCAUCUGUAGGGAAGGUGCUGCUGCACGUGGUGGCAGCGCGGGCGCCGCCACAGCAGCCCAUAAAGCUGUUCAUUGGGUCGUGGAAUGUGGGCAAUGCACCGCCGAAAGCCAUCACUGAUGUUACAGCCACAAGCGAGGCUACUGGUAUUGGCCAUGUGAUUGCCAACAAGGGAGCUGUCAGCGUCUCACUCAAGUUCUGGGACACGUCCUUCUGCUUCAUCAACUCACACCUGGCAGCACACGAGGGGCACUGUACGACUCGCAACGACAACUAUCGGGAGGUCAUGCGCAACAUGCACCCCGGCCUCGCCAGCAUCGACCUCCUCUCGCAAUUCCACCAUCUUCAAAGGGAGAUCCGGGAAGGCCGGUCGUUCUACAAGUUCUGCGAAGCACCCAUCGACUUUGCUCCCACAUUCAAAGUCCUAAGGGACGAGCUGCAGCAGUACAACCCCAAGCGCCUGCCUGCAUGGUGUGACAGAGUGCUCUGGCGCUCCCUGCCCGGCUGCCAUCUCACCUGCACCAGAUACACCUCCGCGCCCACCAUCCUCACCGGCGACCACAAGCCGGUGCUGGCCGAAUUCGACAUCACCACGUACGCUCUCCCAGUGACAAUGGAUCCCUCAGAGGACGCCGUGCAGCUGCUGCAGCUAAGCAAGGGGCACAGCGACAAGGACGACAUGCGCUGGCACCUGCACUCACCUCUCCCCCCUGAACAUCUUCACUCGUUCCCCUUCACUCCCCUGCACUCCCCUGCACUCCCCUGCACUCCCAUGCACUCCCCUGCACUCUCCUGCACUCCCCUGCACUCCCCUGCACUCCCCUGCACUCCCCUGCACGUCCUUCCCUCUCCCCCACGUCCUUCCCUCUCCCCCACGUCCUUCCCUCUCCCCCACGUCCUUCCCUCUCCCCCACGUCCUUCCCUCUCCCCCACGUCCUUCCCUCUCCCCCACGUCCUUCCCUCUCCCCCACGUCCUUCCCUCUCCCCCACGUCCUUCCCUCUCCCCCACGUCCUUCCCUCUCCCCCACGUCCUUCCCUCUCCCCCACGUCCUUCCCUCUCCCCCACGUCCUUCCCUCUCCCCCACGUCCUUCCCUCUCCCCCACGUCCUUCCCUCUCCCCCACGUCCUUCCCUCUCCCCCACGUCCUUCCCUCUCCCCCACGUCCUUCCCUCUCCCCCACGUCCUUCCCUCUCCCCCACGUCCUUCCCUCUCCCCCACGUCCUUCCCUCUCCCCCACGUCCUUCCCUCUCCCCCACGUCCUUCCCUCUCCCCCACGUCCUUCCCUCUCCCCCACGUCCUUCCCUCUCCCCCACGUCCUUCCCUCUCCCCCACGUCCUUCCCUCUCCCCCACGUCCUUCCCUCUCCCCCACGUCCUUCCCUCUCCCCCACGUCCUUCCCUCUCCCCCACGUCCUUCCCUCUCCCCCACGUCCUUCCCUCUCUCCCCCACGUCCUUCCCUCUCCCCCACGUCCUUCCCUCUCCCCCACGUCCUUCCCUCUCCCCCACGUCCUUCCCUCUCCCCCACGUCCUUCCCUCUCCCCCACGUCCUUCCCUCUCCCCCACGUCCUUCCCUCUCCCCCACGUCCUUCCCUCUCCCCCACGUCCUUCCCUCUCCCCCACGUCCUUCCCUCUCCCCCACGUCCUUCCCUCUCCCCCACGUCCUUCCCUCUCCCCCACGUCCUUCCCUCUCCCCCACGUCCUUCCCUCUCCCCCACGUCCUUCCCUCUCCCCCACGUCCUUCCCUCUCCCCCACGUCCUUCCCUCUCCCCCACGUCCUUCCCUCUCCCCCACGUCCUUCCCUCUCCCCCACGUCCUUCCCUCUCCCCCACGUCCUUCCCUCUCCCCCACGUCCUUCCCUCUCCCCCACGUCCUUCCCUCUCCCCCACGUCCUUCCCUCUCCCCCACGUCCUUCCCUCUCCCCCACGUCCUUCCCUCUCCCCCACGUCCUUCCCUCUCCCCCACGUCCUUCCCUCUCCCCCACGUCCUUCCCUCUCCCCCACGUCCUUCCCUCUCCCCCACGUCCUUCCCUCUCCCCCACGUCCUUCCCUCUCCCCCACGUCCUUCCCUCUCCCCCACGUCCUUCCCUCUCCCCCACGUCCUUCCCUCUCCCCCACGUCCUUCCCUCUCCCCCACGUCCUUCCCUCUCCCCCACGUCCUUCCCUCUCCCCCACGUCCUUCCCUCUCCCCCACGUCCUUCCCUCUCCCCCACGUCCUUCCUCUCCCUCUCCCCCACGUCCUUCCCUCUCCCCCACGUCCUUCCCUCUCCCCCACGUCCUUCCCUCUCCCCCACGUCCUUCCCUCUCCCCCACGUCCUUCCCUCUCCCCCACGUCCUUCCCUCUCCCCCACGUCCUUCCCUCUCCCCCACGUCCUUCCCUCUCCCCCACGUCCUUCCCUCUCCCCCACGUCCUUCCCUCUCCCCCACGUCCUUCCCUCUCCCCCACGUCCUUCCCUCUCCCCCACGUCCUUCCCUCUCCCCCACGUCCUUCCCUCUCCCCCACGUCCUUCCCUCUCCCCCACGUCCUUCCCUCUCCCCCACGUCCUUCCCUCUCCCCCACGUCCUUCCCUCUCCCCCACGUCCUUCCCUCUCCCCCACGUCCUUCCCUCUCCCCCACGUCCUUCCCUCUCCCCCACGUCCUUCCCUCUCCCCCACGUCCUUCCCUCUCCCCCGCGUCCUUCCCUCUCCCCUACGUCCUUCUCUCUCCCCCACUCCUGA